This is a messenger RNA of Tuber melanosporum (Perigord truffle), 1161 nucleotides long. RefSeq lists its product as uncharacterized. The transcript is spliced from 2 exons. Bases 1 to 1161 code for a protein of 386 amino acids. NCBI's taxonomy places the organism in Eukaryota, Fungi, Ascomycota, Pezizomycetes, Pezizales, Tuberaceae. The record is from RefSeq and is a predicted model, not a curated record.
AUGUCAACAGAGGCUCCUUUGAGACUCUACAUUUCACCGCUCACUCGCCCGUACACUAUUCCCUACCGUAGGGCACAAACAUUCGAUGACUUCCGCACGACAGCAAACAGAAUUCUCGUCUCGUGCAUUGAAACCGGCGAACUUCAAGCCGGCUGCUCCGAGAGCGUUCCGCAGCCAAACCACUGGAAUGUGGUAGACGAAACCGGUGCAAUCGUUAGCUCUGUUCUCUGGCAAGAUCUGGUGGUCCCCGGUGGGACCUACUGUCUUCUCCCUAGGCAGGAAAUUGCCGCUGUUUCGAGCCCAAUGCGGACCAGUGAGAGUCAUAGCUCCGCCACAGAAUCCGCUGCAACUACACGGAGCAGGAGCGCCACCGCGAUAUCAUCGGCCUCAAUUUCGCCGGUCUCCUCUUCGUCCGGGUCGGUAUCAUCCGCUGCGUCCGGAAACGAGAUUCGAAACGUAUCGUAUCGCGACGCGCUUUCGACAUCGGUCAUUGGCACUGGGAGACCGACCUCGGGAUCUAGUUACAGCUUUUUCGGGGGCGACGAUGAGAGCGGCGUGCGCUUGGGAUCUGAGAGUCCUUCUUCCUCUUGUUCUCGUCCCAUAGAAAAGCGAGACGACAACCACACGCAUACACCCCAGAACACGCACGUCAUGCGCUCCGCCAGAUCCUUCAUUACCGGCGGAAGUCCCUGGUCGGCCGUCGUUGCAAGCGGUCUUUCUCCCCAGCAAUCCAAUCACCAAACCCAACAACACAAUCUCAACGCCCACCCUGUCACCGCCAACAAUAAUAGCAACAACAACACCAACAAUAACCCCGGAUCAACAGCUGUGAGUGACUGGACAUUAGUUCAAGCGCGCAAGCCCGUCGCCCAACCAACCAUCAAACCCCUCGUCCAAAUCAAGGUGUGGAAGAAUGAAACUGUUCCCUCGAGCGCCAGGAGCUACACCGUUCCCCCGACAAUCAGCGUCGGGGCAUUCAUCGAGCGGAUCGGCGGUCGCGAGGGCUGUCGCGUGCAAGAAAUGAAGAGAGUCAGGGAGGGAUUCUUGCCCGGGUUGACAUACAUGUGGGGAACACAAAAGUCCAUCGAGGACGUUGGCUGGGCGGACAGGAAGAGGGGGACUGUAGGGGUAUAUUUGCAUAUGCCGCCGAGGUUUGACUAA